This is a messenger RNA of Penicillium macrosclerotiorum, 378 nucleotides long. RefSeq lists its product as uncharacterized. The record is from RefSeq and is a predicted model, not a curated record. The transcript is spliced from 2 exons. NCBI's taxonomy places the organism in Eukaryota, Fungi, Ascomycota, Eurotiomycetes, Eurotiales, Aspergillaceae. Bases 1 to 378 code for a protein of 125 amino acids.
AUGUUUUCCUCGGCUUACUUUUUGGCUUCUGGUCUCUUCGUUGCUUUUGCUGCUGCAAACGUCGAGAUCAUUAACUAUGACGGCGGGAGCGAUUAUAAGCACAAUCUUUGCAAAGUUCGCGUAGGCAGCAAGGAUCAAACCGUCCAUGACUGUUAUGGGAACACCGACUAUUUUGGGUUUGAUGUCCGCGAUGACGGCAACUGCAGUGAAUGGAUGAACAAUUCCGACGUCUAUGGCCCCCUUUGGCUCUGCAAUAAUCAGGCUCAAAUAUGGCUUAGGGGAACUGUCAUCGAGUUCAGUAACACGAAUGGAGACAAGGCAAAAUGUGACCUAUAUAAGGUUAAUUCUGGUGCGAACUGCGUCCUCAAGGAUGAGUAA